GGGGACUUUUGAUGUGAAUAAGCAUGGAAAACCUCCUGAGUUUUGUGGUGGUGUUCAGGCCCAUAUCUCAACCCUUGCAUCACUUAAAGUGCUGGAGGUUGUCAACACUUUUCCCCACAAGGUGUCCUUGACCGAAGUACCUCGCUUGAGCACUUGGCCUGCACAAUUUUAUAACGGUGGUCCUAAGGAAGAUAAUAUUGCUUUAUACUUCUUUACCAAGGACCUUGAAAGUUAUGAGAACUACACGAUGCUUUUGGAUACCAUGGACAAGAAUGAUCUUGCCCUCAAAGGAAAAUUUGAAGGUGUUGAGCUUCUGAUAUUCCCAUCCAACCAGCUUCAUGAACAUUGCCAGCGGUGGAAUAACUUAUUAUUCCUCUGGGGUGUUUUCAAGGAAAGAAAGGCAAACUGUUCAAAUUUCUCAAAGAGUGUGUGCAAUCCUGAUGCAAGUAUGGUACCUUUGGAGAGGCAAAUAUCUACUGAUAUUCCUCAGCCGGUAGAUAACGAAUCAGCCACUUGUGACAGUUCAUUCAAUGUAGUUCCAGUAACCACUGGUGUUGAAAAGACAUAUAUCUCUACAGAUAGUGUGGUUAAUAUUAAAGUUUCUUCUCUUGAGCAGACAUAUGGUGGAACCAAAGCAAAAUUGGAGGAGCAAUACAGCAAAGUUGACCCCAAACUCUUGUCUAGAAUUUCAACAAGCAGCAGAGAUGUGCAUUCUAAAAUGAAAUGCACCAGUACUCGGGAGGAGAGCAUAAUUCCAGAUUGUAGAUCCGACCCCGAGCUUAAUGAUUGCCUUCAAGCUACUGAAACCCGUACUGGUUCUCUCAAAGUUGAGGAGGAAAUGCAUAUAGAAGAAGAUUACACAUCUCUAAAAGAUAGCCCUACUGGAAAACAAGAGGCAGUUGUUGAGGAGAAAGUUGACAGGGAUUCUGUUAAAAUUAGGGAUUCAAAAGACGAUGCUCGUGCUGAUGGGAAGACUUCUUCAAAUAGAGAUCUCGAUUGUUGGCAAUAUUACCCGUCUUUAAAAGAUAGUCUCACUAGAAAACAAGAGGCAAUCGUGGAGGAUAAGGUUGAUGGAGAUUCUGUCAAAAUUAGGGAUUCAAAGGAUGAUGGGUGUGCUGAUGGGAAGGCUUCUUCAAAUAGAGAGGCCGACUGUUGGCAAUUGAAUCAUUUGAAACGCCCAUACAUCGAUCUUACAGAACCAGUUUGCGAAAUUUCUACCGUUACAAGUCAACAAAUUCCUUGGAGCGGGGUGACGAGAGUUUCUGUAGACACAGGAAAUGGCAAUAAAAAGCUGAAGACGGGUUUUAGCGGAACAUACCUAUAUAGUAGUGCUAGAGAUCAAGUUCCUUUUAGUUAUAGUUUAGCAUCAAAUAGAUACAAUCAAGGUUCCGGCUCUUCAGUCGAAGAGAAGAGAUGUGACAUUACGUGUGAAGAAAAGUUUAUACCCGAGGAUCUGAGCAGUAGCAAAAGGUUCUUCUUUUCCAUGGAUUCACAUUGUGCAGGGGAACUUCAGUUAGGGAACUCCAAACCAUGGCAGGAGCCGUCCGUAAAAGAUGGCUACCGACUUCUCUUCUAAUCUUGAGCUUGCCUUGGGAGCUGAAACGAGACCACCAACCAAGGGAAUCCUGCCUUUCCUUGUUGGAACAAUAGACAAAAAUGACAACCGGAACAAACCGCAUGAUAAGGUAACCGAUGGUGACGUAUCUGCCUCCCUUUCCCUCUUUCCCUUUCCCUUUCCCAGAGGAAGAGCGAGAGGUAAAACUCGUUCCUAAAACGGAACAGCAGUUGCCCGAAAGGCAUCCUGUGAAUACUUCGCUGCUACUAUUUCGGGGCUUCCCCGGAAAAUAGGCUCAUCAUGUGGUAGAAAUGUAUACUAUGGCCUUGCAUUGGGGUUUAUAGAAGAAUCCACAUCACCAUCUGUUCAUAACCCAUACAGAACAUAACAAUUAACUUCUCAUUUAUUUUCUUUUUCGGUAUCGUUUUUUCCAGUGAAUAGACACAGUCACGGCUAUCGAUAUUUAAAGAGAACAAAAGUCGAUUUUGGAAUAUCAACCAGAAAUUUGCAGACAAAUGCUUUGAUCGGUUGAUUUUUUU
This is a messenger RNA of Hibiscus syriacus, 2094 nucleotides long. RefSeq lists its product as uncharacterized. The transcript has 4 exons. Bases 248 to 1576 code for a protein of 442 amino acids. The record is from RefSeq and is a predicted model, not a curated record. Lineage: Eukaryota; Viridiplantae; Streptophyta; Magnoliopsida; Malvales; Malvaceae.